CUCAUCUUAUCUUUCCUAUGUUGUUAUUGUUGUUGUUGUCUAACAAGUACUACUACUAGCUACACCCACCAUUAAUACUAAACUAUGUAAAACCCAUUUGUUGAUUGUACUACCAAAAACUACUUCUAUAACACAACAACAACCUUUUCUCCUUAUAAAAAAAUAUUUCAAAUACCCAAAACAGCCUGCUUUUUGGUAUCAUUAAUUAAUCCAAUUAAUUAAUUAUCAUAUAUAAUUAUAAUAAAAUGCCUUCAAGAUCACUCACCGAUGCCUUUAAGUCCCACCCAGUCCAUCUCCACCACAAACACCUUGACUUUAGCUCAUUAGAUGAGUUGCCGGAAUCAUAUGCAUGGCCGGAGGAGCAACCUGCCAGCGGUGACCGGUGGCCGGAGGAGAUAUCUGUCCCUAUUGUUGAUUUAAAUGACCAAAAUGCCCUUAAACUCAUUGGACAUGCAUGCAAAACUUGGGGUGCCUUUCAAGUCACAAACCAUGGAAUCCCAUCACAACUUCUUCAUGACAUUGAAACCGCCGGUCGGAGCCUUUUUUCUCUUCCGGUUAGCCAAAAGCUCAAGGCGGCUCGCUCACCUGAUGGCGUAUCCGGCUACGGCUUGGCUAGAAUUUCUUCUUUUUUUCCAAAGCUUAUGUGGUCUGAAGGCUUCACCAUCGUUGGUUCACCUCUUGAACAUUUUCGCCAGCUUUGGCCCCAAGAUUACUCCAAAUUCUGUGAUAUAAUUGAAGAGUACGAAACUCAAAUGAAGAGGCUAGCGGGGAAGCUGAUGUGGCUGAUGCUUGGUUCUUUGGGUAUAACAAAGUCCGACGUUAAAUGGGCCGGGCCCAAAGGUGAUUUCAAAGAGGGCUCAGCUGCUCUACAAUUGAAUUCAUACCCGGCUUGUCCAGAUCCGGAUCGGGCCAUGGGUCUUGCAGCCCAUACUGAUUCAACCCUCUUAACAAUUCUACACCAAAACAGUACAAGUGGGUUGCAAGUUCUGAAAGAGGGAACUGGGUGGGUCACGGUUCCACCAGUCAAAGGAGCUCUGGUUGUGAACGUGGGUGAUCUUCUUCACAUUUUGUCAAACGGGUUAUACCCGAGUGUGCUCCAUCGGGCUGUUGUGAACCGGACCCGACACCGAUUGUCCAUUGCUUACCUUUAUGGGCCCCCAUCAAGUGUCCAAAUAUCUCCACUCCAAAGAUUAGUUGGGCCAGGCUCUCCACCUCUCUACCGUCCGAUCACUUGGAAUGAGUACCUUGGCACUAAGGCAAAGCAUUUCAACAAAGCACUUUCUUCUGUUAGACUGCCUAAUAAUUUUUCUCCUCUUAAUGGAUUAUUAAUCACCGAUGUAAAUGAUCAUAAUGCAGUCAAAGUUAAUUAAUUAAUUAUUACACUAAUAAUAAUAAUAAUAAUAAUCCAAUUUUGUUCUUUUU
This is a messenger RNA of Cannabis sativa, 1422 nucleotides long. Its product is annotated as gibberellin 3-beta-dioxygenase 1. The transcript has 2 exons. Gene Ontology annotation, molecular function: gibberellin 3-beta-dioxygenase activity. The coding region runs from base 246 to 1370 and encodes 374 amino acids. Gene Ontology annotation, biological process: gibberellin biosynthetic process; response to light stimulus. NCBI's taxonomy places the organism in Eukaryota, Viridiplantae, Streptophyta, Magnoliopsida, Rosales, Cannabaceae. The record is from RefSeq and is a predicted model, not a curated record.